UUAUCCUAUCCGGGAAGGGAGGAUAACAAGCAUAAUCGUGCUCUCGCCGGCCCAUUCCAGCUCCCAAACCUCCGAAGGAUGCUGGCUUCCAUGAAUAUAGCUCUGGUGGCCGCCAACGGUUGCCGUGGCCUCGGUACGUCACUAGCCCUGCAGCGCACUUUGGCCAGAACUCGUGCUAAUUUCAGUGCUACUGUUUGCGGCAAUUACUUUGCUGCUCGGCGUUCUCUGAGUUCGAAGAGCAGCGCAUUCCCUUGCGAAUCCUCUGUUACAGAUGUUGCAGUUACACAAACUGCUACUACUUUUGCUGAGAAUGGGUAUUCCCAGUAUCAUCGUUUGCUUCCAUGCCCCUCAUUCAGUGGACCACCACGAGUUGAACAUCUGGUUGUUUUGGAAGGGGGGCCUGUUAUGGAGUACAUCUCUAAAUCCUUGGAUCUUCCUCCUCUGUAUGUUGCAGACCUCAUUCAUUUUGGUGCGGUAUAUUAUGCCUUAGUAUGCCCCCAGCCUCCUCCAACGGCAACCCCCGAGCAAAUUAGACUAUUCAAAAAGUUCACAGAACCAUCAUUUUUGAAAGGGCGAAAAUCUAUCAAAGGGAAAACAGUGAGGGAAGCACAGAAGACUUUCAGGAUAACUCGCAUUGAUGAGUUUGUGGAGGUUGGAACAUACUUGCGUAUUCAUGUGCAUCCCAAACGCUUUCCAAGGUGCUAUGAAAUUGACUGGAAAUCAAGAAUUAUUGCUGUGACAGAGUCCUAUGUGGUUUUGGACAAACCUGCUGGUACAUCGGUUGGAGGCACUACUGACAACAUUGAAGAAAGUUGUGCAACCUUUGCAACCCGUGCUCUAGGAUUAACAUCUCCGUUGUGGACGACCCAUCAGAUUGACAACUGUACUGAAGGCUGUGUCAUUCUAGCACGGACAAAAGAAUAUUGCUCCGUCUUCCAUCGUAAAAUCAGGGAGAAAAAGGUUAAGAAGCUUUAUCUUGCUCUUGCUGCUGCUCCAGUGCCAAUAGGAAUAAUAACACACUAUAUGCGGCCAAUUAAUAUUGCUCCAAGGCUUGUUUCAGAAGAUUGUAUUGAUGGAUACAACUUGUGUCAGCUUGAGGGAUUGGAAUGCAGAGAGGUUGCAUGGCCGGAUGCUGAUAUUGAAGAAAAAUACUGUAUUGAAGAAUGUGGGUGGCCCUCCAAAACGAAAGCAUAUGAAUGCAAAAUCAACCUCUUGACUGGUCGGACACAUCAGAUUCGAGCACAACUGGCCAAUUGUGGAGCACCAUUGGUUGGUGAUUCCAUGUACAUGCCCGCAGCAGUUGCAGAGAUGGCUAAUCCUGGGUUGAAUCCAUUUGGAAAAUGUAAGAAAGAGUAUGCAAGUGAAGAAGAUAAAGAAAUUGCAGUGACAGAGUGGAUUUCCAGGCAUGGAAAAGAACCAGCCAUGGCUAUUGGACUGCAGGCUUAUGAGAUAUCAUGGGAUUCGAUGGAACACAUUUACAAUGCUGGGACUCCUUGGUGGAAGCAGGAACAAUUAUAGCCGGAUAUUGACUCGAAGCCGUCGUUUUGCAUUGGCCAACAUUCUCCAAAUCUGCAAUUACGUAAGCAAUUUUCAUAUAGUUGAUGGGGCUCUGCUUGCUUAGGUCACUUUCCUGGAUGCAACUGCACUGACAUUGUUGCCCAUCAAAUUUUGGGCAAUGAAAUUUUUGUACCAAAAGGCUGAAAACUUUGGAGUUCUCUUCAGAGUUGCAUAAUCUACAUGGUAAAGCCCAAACCUUUCAGUAAAUCCACUUAUCCAUUCGAAGUUAUCCAGCAAAGACCAGGCGAAGUAUCCUCUCACAUCUGCUCCUUCCCUGAACAAGCACCACAUUAAAUACAAUCCGGACAAGCUUCAAUUCAAUCAUGGGUGCACAAAGUGAAACUCUUCUUUUCUAUUGGACACUUGAAUGGAUAUAGUUUAAUUCAAGCUUUUCAUUCUGUACUCUCAGUGGUUGUAAUCAAGUUUGAUGUUAUAUGCAUGAAUUCAGAAGUAUAUAGUCUAUAGGUGGUGCUCCGCGAAGCAUUAGAUCUCUUGUCUGUUCCCGAUCAUGGUGUGACAUGGUGCAAAUUCAGUAUUUUUUUGGCUAAAGGCACUUUCUUAUGGUCCU
Messenger RNA from Cucurbita pepo subsp. pepo (vegetable marrow), 2125 nucleotides. Its product is annotated as RNA pseudouridine synthase 6, chloroplastic. Gene Ontology annotation, molecular function: RNA binding; pseudouridine synthase activity. Gene Ontology annotation, biological process: enzyme-directed rRNA pseudouridine synthesis. Lineage: Eukaryota; Viridiplantae; Streptophyta; Magnoliopsida; Cucurbitales; Cucurbitaceae. The record is from RefSeq and is a predicted model, not a curated record.